UUGGCGUCUCUAACCCAAAAUCCCAAAUCUCUCUCUUUGGCUCUCUAAUCUCAACAAUGUCGCAGAUGGAUCCCGAUGCAGUGUCCAAGGCCUUCGUCGAGCAUUACUAUUCCACCUUCGAUUCUAACCGCGUCGGUCUCGCUGGUCUUUACCAGGAAGCUUCUAUGCUCACCUUCGAAGGUCAGAAGAUCCAAGGCGUUCAGAGCAUCGUCGCUAAGCUCACCUCUCUCCCUUUCCAGCAGUGCAAGCACCACAUCUCCACCGUCGAUUGUCAGCCUUCCGGUCCUGCCUCCGGUAUGCUCGUUUUCGUCUCCGGUAAUCUCCAGCUCGCCGGCGAGGAACACACCCUCAAGUUCAGCCAGAUGUUUCACUUGAUGCCGACGCCGCAAGGAAGCUUUUACGUGUUGAACGAUAUAUUCAGGUUGAACUACGCCUGAACAGGAAUCAGAUUGUUAGCAUACAUGAUUGUUGCACUCCCUAUACUAUUUGAGCAAUCCUUCUAUCAUUGUCACGUCUUGUCUUCUUUCUUCUUCUUCUUCUUUUUAAUCCUUAGAUGAUUUACAUUGAGAAGAGAGGAGAAACUGUCUCUCUUUUGUAUUUGCUUCGGAUGGUUUGUUCAUUUGUCAUUAGAAUCCAAUGACUUGAUAAAAGACACAAUUUGAUUGGUUUCCAUUGUCAUUUGGCUCUUUUUCUUUGUUGGAAUAUGCUUCUAAUUCGAAUAUAUCUUUGUUGUAUCCUUAA
Capsella rubella is the source of this 741-nucleotide messenger RNA. RefSeq names its product nuclear transport factor 2B. Gene Ontology annotation, biological process: nucleocytoplasmic transport. The record is from RefSeq and is a predicted model, not a curated record. Gene Ontology annotation, cellular component: nuclear pore central transport channel. The coding region runs from base 57 to 437 and encodes 126 amino acids. Lineage: Eukaryota; Viridiplantae; Streptophyta; Magnoliopsida; Brassicales; Brassicaceae. The transcript is spliced from 2 exons.